GGGAUUAUCUACAACAGGGAAUUCACUUCAAUUCAAUUCAUCAAGAAAAGAGAAAGAUAUCAAGCAGAAAUGUUUAAAAUUAUCGCCUUGUGUACUCUUUUGGCUUCCGCCUCAGCUUUAUCCACCUUUGGCAAACACAACAGUGGUGGUAAUGGUGGUGGUCAUAGCUCAGCUAGCAGUGAUGAUGUCCAUGCCGAAGUAAAAUCCUAUACCUCCGACGUGCGUCCCGAUGGAUUCGAAUAUGCCUACGAUACCACCAAUGCCAUUAACUCGGCUGCUUCCGGUGAUGCCUAUGGCAAUGUUCAUGGUGAUUUCGGUUGGGUAUCUCCCGAAGGUGUACAUGUUGCUUUGCAAUAUACUGCCGAUGAGAAUGGCUAUCAACCCAAUAGCGACAUUCUGCCUACCCCACCACCAAUUCCUGCUGCCAUUUUGAAGGCCUUGGAAUACAUUCGUACUCAUCCACCCAAGGAGGAGAGCAACAGUUAUCAUGCUGCCAGCAGCAAUAAUAGAAAUAGUUUCAGACAUUUCUAAGGAGCAAACAUUUCCAGGAAAAGUGAGAUUUUAAAUUCCUUUCCAGCAAUUGAAGGGAUGAUUUAAAAUACUUUGUAAAAUAUGCAAUGCUAGAUAAUGUUUUUCACACACCAAAGUAUUAAAUACAACAUGUCCAAUAUAACUCAGGAUUUCCAUUUUGGAAAUUUCUGGUGUUAUUCAAAACAGUGCAAAGUAAA
This is a messenger RNA of Stomoxys calcitrans (stable fly), 728 nucleotides long. RefSeq names its product larval cuticle protein 2. The record is from RefSeq and is a predicted model, not a curated record. Gene Ontology annotation, molecular function: structural constituent of chitin-based larval cuticle. The transcript is spliced from 2 exons. Gene Ontology annotation, cellular component: chitin-based extracellular matrix. The coding region runs from base 70 to 531 and encodes 153 amino acids. Lineage: Eukaryota; Metazoa; Arthropoda; Insecta; Diptera; Muscidae.